AUGCCUAUUCUCUCCGGAGGCAGUGACCAAGACUAUAGUAACAUUAGCUACACUUCUUGUAAUUCUUUGAGCCACUUCUUUCCCGUCUCCGUUGAAACCCCGUCUGUUAAAGGGGUCCAUUACCAAAGAGCCAGGAGGAUUUACCAUCCUGAUCAAGUCUCUGCAGUCGAUCUAAAAACAGAGAUCAUGAUAAAUGUUGGAGGCAUCAAGUACCUGCUACCCUGGAGUACUUUAGAUGAAUUUCCCCUGACCAGACUGAGCAAACUUAAGUUUUGCAGCAGCUAUGAAGAAAUAAUUCAGCUGUGUGACGAUUACGACGAAGACACCCACGAGUUCUUCUUUGACAGGAACCCCAAUGCUUUUGGAAUGAUUGUCAGCUUUCUAGCAGCAGGGAAGCUGAUGCUCUUAAGAGACAUGUGUGCCUUGUCUUUUCAGGAGGAGCUGAGAUACUGGGGGAUUGAGGAAUCCAACCUGGAGAACUGCUGCUUUCGAAAACUAUUUCAAAAACUGCAGGAGUUGGCUGAGGUACGCAAAGAAGAGGAGCUUUGGAGGAGCAAAGAAGCUACAUGUGUCUUGGAUGAGAAAACCAAAUUUGGACAGUUUAUGAACAGACUCAGAGAUAUGGUAGAAAAUCCCCAGUCAGGACUCCCAGGCAAAGUCUUUGCUUGUCUCUCCAUUCUCUUUGUGGCCACCACAGCUAUAAGCCUUUGUGUUAGCACAAUGCCAGACUUAAGAGCUGAAGAAGACAGGGGCGAGUGUUCCCAGAAGUGCUAUUACAUCUUCGUCAUAGAGACCAUCUGUGUGGCUUGGUUUUCCCUGGAGUUCUGCCUCCGAUUCAUUCAGGCAAGGAGCAAGUGUCAGUUCUUCAAAGGACCCCUAAAUAUCAUUGACUUCUUGGCUAUUUCUCCCUACUAUGUUUCCCUCAUCUUCUCAGAGGAUGACUCGAAUGAGGAGGACGACAGGCCAAGCAGCAACACAUAUUUGGAGAAGGUUGGUUUGGUGCUACGGGUUUUACGUGCCUUGAGGAUCUUGUAUGUAAUGCGCCUUGCCCGACACUCCUUGGGCUUGCAGACUUUGGGCCUCACAGUUCGGAGAUGCACACGGGAAUUUGGCCUGCUUUUACUCUUCUUAUGCGUGGCCGUCACUCUGUUUUCUCCUUUGGUCUAUCUCGCCGAGAAUGAAUCAGGGAAAGUGAUCUCAAUGACCACUGUGGGGUAUGGAGAUAUGGUACCACGGAGCGUCCCAGGCCAGAUGGUGGCUCUGAGCAGCAUCCUCAGUGGGAUUCUCAUCAUGUCUUUUCCUGCAACAUCAAUAUUCCACACUUUCUCCCAUUCCUACUCGGAGUUGAGAAAAGAACAUGAACGAUUGCAGUCUCGGCUAAACAGAGUAAAAAAUGCCAAUCACUCUGGUGAAAGUGACACCUUCAAUGAGACAGACAGCUUGAUCCUGGAGGAUCAAGCAUCACCAAUCAAAUACAUUUACACAGGGAACUAA
Molecule: messenger RNA, 1494 nt
Organism: Egretta garzetta (little egret)
Lineage: Eukaryota; Metazoa; Chordata; Aves; Pelecaniformes; Ardeidae
Gene: KCNG4
Product: potassium voltage-gated channel modifier subfamily G member 4
Exons: 2
Coding region: 1-1494 (497 amino acids)
Biological process (GO): potassium ion transmembrane transport; protein homooligomerization
Cellular component (GO): voltage-gated potassium channel complex; membrane
Molecular function (GO): delayed rectifier potassium channel activity
Source: RefSeq, a predicted model, not a curated record